AUGUCCACCCGCGACCGCCAUCCCGACUCCCACCCCCACUCCCACUCCCACCGAGACCGCACACGCUCUCGCUCCCCCAACACCACCACCUCCAGAUCCGACAGACACCGAAGCAAACAUCACCACCAUCGCUAUCACCGCCACGACCGCAGUCGAGAUCAUGAUCGCCACCGUCGCGACCGCCACACCUCGCGCCAACAACCAGAACCCUCAUCAGCACCACCACCAGCCCCCGUGAUCCUCCCGUUUCAAGCGCGCGAACUCAGGAAACGUGAUCUCGAGUAUUAUGCCCCCAUGUUCGAUAUGUAUUUGGAUAUUCAGAAGGGGAUUGUUUUGGAUGAGUUGGCGGAGGAUGAAGUGAAGGGGAGGUGGAAGAGUUUCAUGAGGAAGUGGAAUCAGGGAGAACUAGCAGAGGGGUGGUAUGAUCCCGCUACGUUGGAAAAGGCGAGGAAUAGUGUGGCGCAGAUGCAGACAAGUACUCGCCGGGACGAAUCUCAAGGGGAUAGGAAUGCGGAUGUGAAUGAGGGGGGUCCUGAGGAAGAAGGAGAGGAUGAGGAAGAUGAAUACGGACCUGUUCUUCCUACUGGUCGAGGCGGAGGGAUGUCUUCGGGACCUACGAUACCUACUAUGCAGGAUUUGGAGCUGCGGAAGGAACUAGCAGCUGAAGACGCUAUCGCGGAACGCCAUGACUCGCGCGCCCAAUAUCGCAGCGAACUGCGCUCCCAUAAGUCCGAGGUUCGACAUAUGCAGGAGGAGGUGGCGCCGCGCGCGGAACCGGGCACUCAUGAACGGCGCAUGGAGAAGCGGCAGGAGGCGGCGGCGAGCAAUCGGGCUUUUGCAGAGGCGAAGCGCGGAGGGUCGCCGGAGGGAGCGCCGGAGGAGGAGUUGAUGGGGUCAGGGGAGAAUGAUUUAGAGGGGUUCAAGAAGGCCAGGGAACGGGAGCAGCGGAAGAAGAAUGAGCGCGAGAUUCGGAGGGAGGAGCUGCUUCGGGCGCGGGCGGCGGAGCGCGAGGAGAGAUUGCAGCAGUAUAGACAGAAGGAGGAGGAGACGAUUGGGUGGUUGAAGACGUUGGCGAAGCAGAGGUUUGGAUAG
This is a messenger RNA of Aspergillus sclerotioniger CBS 115572, 1092 nucleotides long. RefSeq lists its product as uncharacterized. The transcript is spliced from 3 exons. Bases 1 to 1092 code for a protein of 363 amino acids. The record is from RefSeq and is a predicted model, not a curated record. Lineage: Eukaryota; Fungi; Ascomycota; Eurotiomycetes; Eurotiales; Aspergillaceae.